AUGCAUCGAUUAGCAACAACGAUCGUUCUAAUUGCUCUUCUAUCAUUAUGGAUUGAAAUGACAUUGGCAGCAGCUGGACGUUGUUAUCAAUGUAACUCAAGAAAUCCGUUAUGUGCAACGAUUGCCAAUGCUACACUUAAAAUCGAUAGUACACCAUGCAAUGGACAAUGUUAUACACGUCUGAACGCUAAUGAUGAGUUCACACUUUCUCGCGGUUGUUCAUGGGAAUAUGGUUUUAUGACACCACAAGAAAAAGACAUACUCGUACUCGAUGGACGAUCUGUAUGGAUGUUCUGUGACACGCCCUACUGUAAUGUUGAAGCAACAUCGAUGUUGACUACUGUUUGUUAUCAACCUAUUUGUAAUUAUCUAAACUUUCCAGAAGAUUGUAAAUUACCGAAUGCAGAUGUAACAUGUGGACGUUAUUGUAAGAAUAAGUUAUGCAAUACGACAUUAAUUCGUCGAGCAACUCGUAAUCGUAACCGUAACCGAAAUCGUAGACCGAUUAAAUUGAAUCUAUAA
Molecule: messenger RNA, 522 nt
Organism: Adineta ricciae
Lineage: Eukaryota; Metazoa; Rotifera; Eurotatoria; Adinetida; Adinetidae
Source: the annotation of a GenBank genome assembly